This is a messenger RNA of Zea mays, 1106 nucleotides long. RefSeq names its product expansin-A19. Gene Ontology annotation, cellular component: extracellular region. Lineage: Eukaryota; Viridiplantae; Streptophyta; Magnoliopsida; Poales; Poaceae. Bases 100 to 870 code for a protein of 256 amino acids. The transcript has 2 exons. The record is from RefSeq and is a predicted model, not a curated record. Gene Ontology annotation, biological process: plant-type cell wall organization.
CUCACUCUCCAAUCUCCAAACUUGCAUUGUCUGCUGUAGGCUGUAGCUACACACUCUCUAGGAGCAGCAUCGAGCGCCGGCCCGCUGUUUCCGAGCAAGAUGGGGAAACAACCCUUCUUCCUCCACCAGCUGCUCGUCGUCGUCCUGGCACUCUUCGUCUCGCCGACGAGAUCGGACGAUUGGCUUCCGGCCACCGCCACAUUCUACGGCGGCGCUGACGCCUCCGACACAAUGGGUGGUGCAUGCGGAUACGGCGACCUGUACGAGCAGGGCUAUGGCGUGAACAACGCGGCGCUGAGCACAGCGCUCUUCAACGAUGGUGCGUCGUGCGGGCAGUGCUACGUCAUCAGGUGCGACAGCAGUAAGACCGGAUGGUGCAAGCCUGGCAGCAGCAACUUCGUCGUGGUCUCCGCCACCAACUUCUGCCCGCCUAACUGGGAGCUCCCCAACGGCGGGUGGUGCGGCCCGCCUCGCCCCCACUUCGACAUGUCCCAGCCCGCCUGGGAGACCAUCGGCAUCUACAGCGCCGGCAUCAUCCCCGUCCUCUACCAGCGGGUCAAGUGCUGGCGGAGCGGUGGCGUGCGCUUCACCAUCGCCGGCUUCGACCACUUCUACAUGGUGCUCAUCACCAAUGUCGCUGGCAGUGGCUCCAUCCAGAGCAUGGCCGUGAAGGGCGCCAAUACGGACUGGAUCCCCAUGUACAGGAACUGGGGCGCCAACUGGCACUGCCUUGCUGGCGGGCUCGUCGGCCAGAGCCUUAGCUUCGCGCUCGUCUCCACCGGCGGACAAAACAUCGUCUUCCAGGAUGUCGUGCCAGCGUGGUGGCAGUUCGGCCAAACUUUCACCACCUACCAGAACUUUGACUACUAAACUUUAUCCAUGCAUUCCUUCCACAACAACAUAUUUGCAGGUUCGACAAAUAUAUUGUACAACACCAGAUGAAGUGUAUUCCUUGUCUAAAGCCCGAUAGAUCCGUUCUUCAUUCAUUCUUCUUCUUGAGAGAGAGAUAUUACACCUGUUGUGUUCAUUUUAUUUCAGUUGUAGUUUGGAAAUCAUUCUAGUCUUGUUACUAUUAUCAGCAUUCAACAACUGCGAAUUGAUCAAUA